This is a messenger RNA of Cicer arietinum (chickpea), 4658 nucleotides long. RefSeq lists its product as uncharacterized. Gene Ontology annotation, molecular function: hydrolase activity, hydrolyzing O-glycosyl compounds; carbohydrate binding. Gene Ontology annotation, biological process: carbohydrate metabolic process. The record is from RefSeq and is a predicted model, not a curated record. NCBI's taxonomy places the organism in Eukaryota, Viridiplantae, Streptophyta, Magnoliopsida, Fabales, Fabaceae.
UCCAAGACUCGUUAAAAAUAGUAUCCCAUGUCCGAAUAGAAUCGAUUCCUCCCACUAUCUUUACUUUUCUCUUUUUCUUCCACUCAAGUCCACCGGACCACCACAACACUACUAAUAAUUUAUGGAAUCGAAUAAAAAAACAGUUAUUGAAAAAUAAAAAAUGAUAUAAAUAGAGUCAACAAGCACAAAACACGAUGAAAGAAGCAUUACUACCAGCGUUGAGUUGCAGUUACAGCAUCGUCAAAGCCGGAGGAGCGAUUCCAUUUUCACCACCUUUGUUGUCUCCGUUUCCUCAUCACCGGAACUCUUCAAUAAUCACUCUCAGGUUCCUUCUUUGAUUUCUCCACGUCACAGUUACAGAAGAAAAAGAUUUCGUGAGAAGCUUAUAUUCAAAAUGGCUAACUACGAAGGACAAGUUAGUGGUAGUAGUAGCAGUGAUGUGAGAUCAGGGAAUAUGAUUUUUGAGCCUAUAUUGGAUGAUGGAGUGUUUCGAUUUGAUUGUUCUGUAGAUGAUAGAGAAGCAGCGUAUCCUAGUGUUUCUUUUGUUAAUAGCAGAGAUAGAGAAACUCCCAUCACUACUCACAAUCACAAGGUUCCUUCAUAUACCCCUACUUUUGAGUGCCUUCUUGAGCAGCAGGUUGUUCAACUUGAGCUACCUCUAGGUACCUCCCUCUAUGGAACUGGAGAGGUUAGUGGACAACUUGAGAGGACAGGCACAAGAGUUUUCACAUGGAACACUGAUGCAUGGGGUUAUGGUCCUGGAACUACAUCCUUAUACCAAUCACAUCCGUGGGUGUUAGCUGUCCUUCCAAAUGGCGAGGCCCUAGGAAUUCUUGCUGACACUACAAGGCGCUGUGAGAUAGAUUUGAGGAAAGAAUCAACAAUACGUCUCAUUUCUCCAUCCUCAUAUCCUGUCAUUACAUUUGGUCCUUUCGCGUCUCCUACGGAAGUUUUGAUAUCUCUAUCAAAAGCAAUUGGAACUGUGUUUAUGCCCCCAAAGUGGUCUCUAGGCUAUCAACAAUGUCGUUGGAGCUAUAUAUCUGAUCAGAGAGUUCUGGAGGUUGCAAAAACAUUUCGGGAAAAGAGCAUACCUUGUGAUGUGAUAUGGAUGGAUAUCGAUUACAUGGAUGGCUUUCGUUGUUUUACCUUUGACAAGGAGCGUUUUAGGGAUCCCAAGUCUUUAGUGAAAGAUCUCCAUUAUAGUGGUUUCAAAGCUAUUUGGAUGCUUGAUCCUGGGAUCAAGCAGGAAAAGGGCUAUUUUAUAUAUGACAGUGGUUCCGAAAAUGAUGUUUGGGUCCAAAAGGCAGAUGGAACACCUUUUGUUGGGGACGUGUGGCCUGGACCUUGUGUCUUCCCUGACUAUACACAGUCAAAAGUUCGUGCAUGGUGGGCAAAUUUGGUUAAAGACUAUGUUUCCAAUGGCGUGGAUGGUAUAUGGAAUGAUAUGAACGAACCAGCUGUAUUUAAGGUUGUAACGAAAACAAUGCCCGAGAGCAAUGUUCAUAGAGGAGAUGGUGAACUUGGAGGUUGUCAGAAUCAUUCUUUUUAUCAUAAUGUGUAUGGUUUUCUGAUGGCAAGAUCGACCUAUGAAGGGAUGAAACUAGCUAAUGAAGAUAAGCGUCCUUUUGUUCUCACCAGAGCUGGAUUUAGUGGCAGCCAAAGGUAUGCUGCAACAUGGACUGGAGAUAAUCUUUCAACCUGGGAGCAUCUUCAUAUGAGUAUCUCCAUGGUACUUCAGCUGGGACUCAGUGGUCAGCCACUUUCAGGUCCUGAUAUUGGUGGGUUUGCUGGCAAUGCAACACCGAGGCUUUUUGGAAGGUGGAUGGGUGUAGGUUCCUUGUUUCCCUUUUGUCGAGGGCAUUCUGAAGCUGGAACCACUGACCAUGAACCCUGGUCCUUUGGGGAAGAGUGUGAAGAAGUUUGCCGAUUGGCAUUGAAGAGGCGCUACCGCCUUAUCCCCCUUAUCUACACACUUUUUUAUUUUGCACAUACAAGGGGCACUCCUGUGGCAACCCCUACUUUCUUCGCCGAUCCAAAAGAUCCUAGCUUGAGGAAACUUGAAAAUUCGUUUUUGCUCGGUCCGGUUUUAGUGUAUGCAAGCACCACACGCAAUCAGGGGUUGGAUAAGUUAUUGAUUACUCUGCCAAAGGGAACAUGGUUGGGUUUUGAUUUCAAUGAUUCACAUCCGGAUUUACCAGCUUUAUAUUUGAAAGGUGGCUCAAUAAUUCCUGUGGGCCUCCCUCUUCAGCAUGUUGGAGAAGCUAAUCCUUCAGACGAUUUGACACUUCUCGUGGCUUUAGAUGAAUAUGGGAAAGCUGAAGGUUUUCUAUUCGAGGAUGAUGGCGAUGGAUAUGAAUUCACUAAAGGAAAUUAUUUAUUAACACAUUAUGUGGCUGAACUUCAAUUGUCGGUUGUUACUGUGAGUGUGCACAAAACUGAAGGAUCGUGGAAAAGACCUAAACGCCGCCUCCACAUUCAAUUAUUACUAGGUGGGGGUGCAAUGCUUGAUACCUGGGGAGUGGAUGGGGAAGCUCUGCAUGUAAAUUUGCCUUCGGAAGAGGAGGCGUCAACGCUGGUAUCUACUAGUGAGAAGCAAUACAAGGAACGAUUGGAAAAAGCAAUUCAAAUUCCUGAUAUAGAAGACGAAGUUUCUGGACCUAAGGGUAUGGAGCUUUCAAGAACUCCCAUUGAACUGAAAAGUAGCGAGUGGCUUCUUAAAAUCGUUCCCUGGAUUGGGGGUAGAAUCAUCUCCAUGAUACACUUUCCUUCAGGAACACAAUGGCUCCAUAGCAGGAUUGAAAUCAGCGGAUAUGAGGAGUACAGUGGUACAGAGUAUCGUUCUGCCGGGUGUUCUGAGGAAUAUUCUAUUAUCAAUCGAGAACUUGAGCAUGCUGGAGAGGAGGAAUCCGUGGUAUUAGAGGGUGAUAUUGGUGGAGGAUUGGUUCUUCAACGACAGAUAUAUUUUCCAAAGAACGCUGCCAACACCAUCCAAAUAAACUCUAGCAUAAUAGCACGCAAAGUCGGAGCUGGUUCUGGAGGGUUCUCAAGACUGGUCUGCUUAAGAGUUCACCCAACAUUCAGUCUUUUGCACCCGUCAGAAUCUUUUGUCUCAUUCACUUCAAUUGAUGGAUCAACACAUGAAGUAUUUCCAGAUGGUGGGGAGCAAAUUUUCGAAGGACACCUUAUUCCUAAUGGUAAGUGGAGGCUCGUUGAUAAAUGUCUUGGCUUGGCACUGGUCAAUCGAUUCAAUGUUACUGAGGUAUUUAAGUGUCUUGUUCACUGGGAUUCUGGCACUGUCAACCUGGAGCUUUGGUCAGAAAGCAGGCCUGUCUCAGAGCAAUCUCCUCUCCGAAUUUCUCAUCAGUACGAGGUUAUACAAGUUCCUUAAUUUUUUAGUUGGUCACUACACAAGGUGUCAGGCUGUUUGAAACGGCAGAAUAAUGCUACUACAUAUUAUGCAAAUAAAAACUAUGCAUCUAAAUUCUAGUGUUAUUUAGUUCUCCAUUUUCACUUGAUGCACGUUUGGUUAGACCCUGAUCAGUAAAUAAAAUGGAUGAAGUUAUGGAGGAGGAAUGAUAAUAGUAUUUGAAUUCGGAAGCACAAUACCAUUUUCGAAUGACACAGUUAUAAAGCAAGAAAUCUUGUAUUUCUUGUACGCAGAAAGAUUUCGAUACGUAACAGAUUCUAUUCUGCACUAAAUAAAAUUCUUACAAAGCUUUCAACAUGUACAUUUCCUAGCAAGAAUUGAACAUAUAUUCUAUUUAAUUCAAACAAGAAGAUAUCCAACAAAUCAUCUGAUAAAAAAAGUCUGAGAUGCACGAUUUAACGGUUGAAAUAAAAACCAACGAUGCAACGCAUAGAAGAAGAUGAUGAAACAUCACUCAGUAUCACUGUCUUGAACAUUGAGGUAGGUUGAGGUCCCAAUCAAUGUUGAGUUUCUGGAAGAAAUUCUAAAGUGAAUCAGCAUUGGUUGCUCCCCAUGAGGAUGAGGUGAGUUAUAUGACUGGAGUAUAGAAUCUACUAUGACGGUGUGUGAUACUUGGUGUGGGCAAACUUGGAGGGAAAUCAAGUUUAAAUUAGAGUAAACUUUACUCAAAAGGUUAUUUUUCCAUCUAUAUGUGGGGGACCAUAACCAUGGUCCAUGGCACUCAUGUUUGACUGAAAUCUCAUUCCUGAUAUUUAGAACAAUGAUCUUGAGCGAGUUUUUCUCCAUCUUCUAAAUGCAUGUUGAUAAGUGGUACUCAAAUUGAAGACUUUGGAGCUCAUCAAAUGUUAGUUGCGUGCCAAAAAAGCUAACUGAAUGCUAGUUGUUGCAGUUGGUUAGAGGUUAGUUAUAACUGCUUUCCUCUUGCUCUCUAAUGUAAUUGACUUGUGUAUAUAAGGCCUAGAUCAGUUCUGAUGUAAUAAAAAGGUUGAAAGCAGAACUGCAGUUACAAGAGAGAGGAAAUACGUGAGGAAAGAACAAGAAAAAUUGAGAGAAUUAGUUCCUUGAUUCACCAUGAGUCAUUGAACAAGAAAGCUUGUAAUUUUUAUGUCAUAUUAGUGAUCAUUUCAAGAUGAUCAAGUCGGAUUAUGUCCUCCUUAUGUAAGAGUUUAACUCUGAAUUGGGUUAAUAAUUCUGUGCACUCAUGGUGCAAUUUUCUGGUUUUUUUAUUCAA